ACGAGAGGAAGUCAGGAAGCAGCCCUCUGAGUCCGCUCGUGCUCAUGCUCAUGGCGCGCGGAAGAGAGAGCAGAUCAACCGCGGCAUCUGCCAUGCCCGCACACGCACGGCAGCUCCGCCAGCUCGCGCUCAUGCUCGUCCACUUCUCAGUGAUGCCCCAAGGAGCGCUCUCGCGGGGACUGGGGCUACCCCCGGAGGCAGAUCCAUCUCGCGGCCGGGAACACUGGGCGAACAUGAUGUGCAACAGCAUCCCCUAUCCGUUUGGCAUCAGAGGCAGUUCCAUACCAGGCUUCGAGGUAACAUGUGGGCCAAACAAGGAAGCCAUGCUGCCGAUCGGCAAGCAUAGCUAUGAAAUCCAUGAUGUGUCCCUUCAAGGAGGCUUCGUCGUCAUCUCUGCCGGACCCAUCAGCCAAGUCUGCUACGACCGCAACGGUACACGGACACAGACCACCGGAACCGGUGAUAUCAGAUUGGAGCAGACGCCCUUCUCCAAUGCCGCAGGUGGUGCCAACUUGAUGGUCUUGAAUUGGGCAGUCGGACACGGCACAUGCGACCAGGCCUUGACCUACAACUUGGCGUCGCUCCACUGCAACAAUAAGAGUGGAUGCAUUGACGCGCCCAGUGGAGCGGGCUAUCUCUGCAAGUGCAACGCAGGGUAUGACGGGAAUCCGUACGCCGAGGAUGGAUGUCUAGAUAUCAACGAAUGCCGAAAUUUCGACAGCAACGAAUGCAGCCUUUGGGACUUCUGCAACAACACCGAAGGAGGUUUUACUUGCUCGUGUCCCCAUAACUGGAACGGUGACGGUUACAGGACAGGGACAGGCUGCAACGAGACACCAAGACCCAUCAACUGGAAAAAUCAAUCUGCUGGUUUGAGUGUGUGCGCUCAACCUGAAAGGAACCCCUGCACGUACCUAGAGUACUGCAGUGAAGAUGAGCAAGGGGUAGUUGCGUGUUAUUGUCCUCUAGGCCUGCGUGGCGAUGGCAGGCAAAGAGGAAGUGGGUGUCAAAAGCACCACUAUCCAUUGGGUGUGCUUGUGCUAGCAGUUGGCGGUGGCAUAAGCCUUAUAUGUCUAGUGCCUGGUAUCAUAUUUUUCAUGCAGACGUUAAAGGCUCGACAGGCUAAGAGGCUCAGGGCGAAGUACUUCAAAGAAAAUCGGGGUUUGUUGUUACAACAACUGGUGGACAAAGACAUUGCUGAAAGGAUGAUGUUUAACUUAGAAGAACUUGAGAAGGCAACAAACAAGUUCGAUGAGGCCCGUAAACUUGGUGGUGGUGGUCAUGGUACUGUGUACAAAGGAAUACUAUCAAAUCAGGAUGUGGUUGCCAUCAAGAAAUCAAAAAUUACAAUCCAAAGAGAAAUCGAAGAUUUCAUAAACGAGGUUGCCAUCCUUUCACAAAUUAACCACCGGAACGUCGUGAGGCUAUUUGGAUGCUGCCUAGAGACACAAGUCCCAUUAUUGGUUUAUGAAUUCAUUUCAAAUGGAACUCUUUCUGAUUAUCUCCAUGUUGAAGGUGCCCUAUCCUUGCCUUGGGGGGAUCGACUGAGGAUUGCUCUUGAAACUGCAGGUGCUCUCGCAUAUUUGCACUCCUCUGCUUUGACAUCCAUAAUCCACAGAGAUAUUAAAUCUGCCAACAUUCUACUGGAUCAUCGUUUAAUUGCUAAAGUAUCAGAUUUUGGAGCUUCUCGAGGUAUCCCUAUCGAUCAAACAGGAGUUACAACUGCCAUCCAAGGUACAUUUGGGUACCUAGACCCCGAGUACUACCAAACAAGUAGGCUAACGGAUAAAAGUGAUGUUUAUAGCUUCGGUGUCAUACUUGUGGAGUUGCUCACAAGAAAGAAACCAUCCACUGGCAUGCACUCAGAAUGCGGAAGCCUUAUUGCACAAUUCAUCUUGGUGAUAAGGCAGGAUAAGCUAUGUGAGAUAUUAGAUCCUCAAGUCAUAUCGGAGUGUCUGGAGGCUGCAAAAGAUGUUGCAUCACUCGCAUUGACAUGCCUAAGCUUGAAGGGUGAGGAUAGGCCAACCAUGAGACAAGUGGAGAUGGCACUGGAAAGGUUGUUAGUAGCAAAUAAAAACACUGCACAAGGGCGUUCAGCCGAGCUAAACUACUCACCAGCUCAAAUAAGCAACAAUAAUGAUCACAAUAGCAGACAGUAUAGCGCCGAGCAGGCACUCUUACUAUCAGCAAGCUUUCCUCGCUGAUCCGCUUCCCGGUCCCUGUUGCAUGCUUCCGAGCACUUCUGCAUGUUCAGUUCAUGUUCCUUCUGUGUAAGCGAAAUGAACUUAAUUCUGUGUGCUUUUGCCUGUACUGUUUAUUUGGUUAACCUGAUAUGUUCAGUUU
Molecule: messenger RNA, 2343 nt
Organism: Triticum aestivum (bread wheat)
Lineage: Eukaryota; Viridiplantae; Streptophyta; Magnoliopsida; Poales; Poaceae
Product: wall-associated receptor kinase 3-like
Exons: 4
Coding region: 45-2204 (719 amino acids)
Biological process (GO): cell surface receptor signaling pathway; protein phosphorylation
Cellular component (GO): plasma membrane
Molecular function (GO): ATP binding; protein serine/threonine kinase activity; calcium ion binding
Source: RefSeq, a predicted model, not a curated record